GCGCUUUCCAUUUGGGAAUCUCCCUCCGUUUCCUUUCUCUACAAAUCGCUUUUUGUCCGAGCCCCCUCACUCCCUACAUUCGUUUCCUUUUUCAAAUGUAUAAAUUUUAGGCUAGGUUACGGAUUUUUGGAGGCGCUUCUUUGCACCAGAAUUGGUAAAGUUGUGGUGCAUGAAAUCGCUGCUGCUGUAGAAAUUUCCCAUCUUUCCCUCCCCCUUUCCGAAGUUUGUCUUUCAAAUUGCCGGGGCAGCCUUUCUGGUGCAUAGAUGCAGUCUGGUUCUGAACCUGAACCUACAGAGACAUAUAUGAUGCCUGGUGUUGGUCAGAACCCCCAUAUAGCAUUUGUUCCAGCUGGUGGGGUUGAUUAUUUGGGUAAUGAAGUGGCACCAGAAUAUAUUUUUGAUCAGGGUUUAAACUAUCCAGCUGCCAACAAUUAUGGAUAUUAUUGUACAGGAUUUGAGCUGCCUGGUGAAUGGGGUGACCACCAUAGGAUUUUUGCAUUAGAUGGUCAGGAUCUCCAUUACUCGGGUAUGCAAACUGACAGUUUGCCAUCUGUAGAUAAUCCACCUCGCUAUGGAUAUGCACAGACACCUCACAAUCAAGACAAUCCUUACAUGCCUGGAUCUGUCGUAGGAAUUGAUGGCCCAUUUGUGGGAAGCCAGCAGUAUUUCAGCAGUCCAUGCCAGAUUCCUGUUUCUUCACCUGCUUAUGUUCCGGUCCUUGUUCACCCUACUUCAUAUUUUGUGCCUGGUAGGUCUGCAGACCCUUUGUUAUUCAGCACUGGUGCAUCAAUUGCUAGCAGACCUGUUAAUGCCGGCGCAAAAUCUUCACCUCUGCAAGCAUCUAUCAGUGCAGCUGUCUCUUCUCAAACAGCUGCCUCAGGGAGUCUAGCACCAGCAUCUGAGCCUUACCAGCUGUCGCAUUGGAAUCGAACAACAAAGAAACCAUUGGAAGGGCCACAACUUAAUAUACCACAAAGUAAUCAGCCUUUAUGGCAGGACUCCAUGAUGCGCGGUAUUGCCUGUACUACAAAUCAGGGUGGUCCUUCUUCUGGUUUGAUGCAAGGAACAGAUCGCUUCUCACAUGGAGUUGCUCUUGUUACUGGUCCCAUCAAAGUUACUGCAUCUAAUGACUUCACAAAUGCUGGACCCACUGUUCGUGGAUGUGCCUCUGUGGAUACAUAUGGACCAAGGUUCCAUUUUAAUGGGGUUGCAAACUAUGAAAGUGGAAGCCCAAAUGUAUCGGUUGAGCAAAAUAAGGGUCCUAGGAUAAACAGGUCAAAAGGUCAGUGGAUGUCAGCCGGUUCUGAUGGAGCUGAACCAAGUAAAGUAAGUAGCAGUACUGCACAAGGAAACAUCAUGAUUAAUGCUGACCAAUAUAAUAGGAAUGACUUCACAGUUGAUCCUCCCGAUGCCAAGUUUUUUGUCAUAAAAUCUUAUAGUGAAGAUGACGUGCACAAGAGCAUCAAGUAUAAUGUGUGGUCAAGCACUCCUAAUGGAAACAAGAGGUUGGAUGGUGCAUAUGAAGAUGCACAGAGAAUAUCUGUCGGAAAGCCAGGAAAAUGUCCUGUCUUUCUCUUCUUUUCUGUUAAUGCAAGUGGACAGUUUUGUGGUGUUGCUGAGAUGAUUGGACCUGUUGAUUUCAAGAGGGACAUGGAUUUCUGGCAGCAAGAUAAGUGGUCUGGGAGCCUGCCUGUGAGAUGGCACAUCAUAAAGGAUGUGCCAAACACUAGCUUUCGUCACAUUCUUCUAGAGAACAAUGAAAACAAGCCUGUAACUAAUAGCAGAGAUACCCAGGAGGUACCAUAUAACUCAGGCAUGAAUAUGCUAAAUAUAUUUAAUAGUAGCCCUCUAAAGAUGUCGAUACUUGAUGACUUUAUGUUUUAUGAGGAGCAACAGAAGGUGAUGCAUGAGAAAAAACACAGGCAUCUUGGAAGAAGCUUCAGUGGUUCUCCUUAUGUGCCUCUAUUUGUUCCUGCAAGCAAAGCAGCUGGUACGGGUGAGCACUUCCUGAAAGCAGGUGAAAAGCAAUCAGUUACAGAUCAGUCUUCAAAAGUAGUCGAUGAAGACCCUGGCAGCGCAGCUGGUCAGCCUUCAACAGCUAAUGAGAGACAAACUGAUGGUGUAGUUAAUCGUCCUCCAAAUGGAAAACAGCUAGGUAUUGGAAUCGAUCAGCUUCGUCAAGCAGUUGGAAAACAGUCUUCGAAAGCCAAUGGAAGAUGUCUGAGCGAUGCCUCCAAUCAACAUCUGGAGGCAGGCAGAACACAACCAUGCAGUGCUGUUGGUCAGCCUUCAAAAUCUGAUGAAGAACGAUUGAAUACUACUGAUGAUCAACAUGCGAAUGUAGAUGGAAGGCAAUUAAGUGUUGCAGCUGAUCAACCUCCAAAAGCUGAUAGAAGAAAGAAAAGCUGUACAGUUCGUCUGCCUCCCAAGGAAGAUGCGGCAAGGAGAGAAGUUGAUCAGCUUUCACCAGCAGAUGGUUCUACAAAGACCAAGGAUGCUAAGAGUUCAGGUAAGUUAGGUCCUGGUAGCGGAUGGUUAGCAGCAAAGCUGCGUUCCUCCAAAUCAUCUCAUGACAUCACCGGUGCUAAGCCUGAUGAAGCAGGAGAUACAAAGGGUGUGAAUCCUGUAUUGAAGAUUGGGUUCCUCUCUACUGAUCCAAGUAAAGGUGAUUCUAGAAGCUCUAGGGUGGUGGCAGCCGAGGCCACUCUAACCGAUGUCGUCAAAGUUGGUUCAGUGCAAAUCAAGGUGAAGGGUUUUGGUGAAUUGUCGUCCAGGCUUACAAGCGUAGGGACUGUUCCUAUUGAACCUAAAGGACUAAAAGUUAAUAUGCAGGUAUCCAUAGCUGACGGUCAUCCGCCAAACAAAUGAAAUUAAGGAUUGCAGCAGCAGGCUAAUUGUUGUCUGCUUUUAUAUCGUCUCAGUGGGUCAUUUAACAGGGUUGUUAGUCAACUUGCAGAAGCUUGUCUUUCUUUGUUGGUCCUAUUCACCCCACUAAAUCCUAAAACUUUUGUGGAGAUUAUUUGCUGUUUGUUUACUGGUUUGCUAAUUGCCCUGGGUGAUUGGUGUUUCGGGAAAAUGGAAUAGAGUAUUAGGCAAUUGUUUUCAGCCAGAGCUGAAAUUUUAUUUUGGAAGCUUACAGGAUGUGAUAUUUUCUCUUUUUCAGCUAUCACUAGGUGAAUAUUGAUACUAAAUUGCUGAGUUAUUUUUA
Molecule: messenger RNA, 3208 nt
Organism: Elaeis guineensis (African oil palm)
Lineage: Eukaryota; Viridiplantae; Streptophyta; Magnoliopsida; Arecales; Arecaceae
Product: YTH domain-containing protein ECT4
Biological process (GO): mRNA destabilization
Cellular component (GO): cytoplasm
Molecular function (GO): mRNA binding
Source: RefSeq, a predicted model, not a curated record